Actinia tenebrosa (Australian red waratah sea anemone) is the source of this 1972-nucleotide messenger RNA. RefSeq lists its product as uncharacterized. The record is from RefSeq and is a predicted model, not a curated record. Lineage: Eukaryota; Metazoa; Cnidaria; Anthozoa; Actiniaria; Actiniidae. Gene Ontology annotation, molecular function: protein kinase activity; ATP binding. Gene Ontology annotation, biological process: protein phosphorylation.
GUGCCAUCGGUCACUUGCAUGGGCUGCCUGUUCCGAUUAUACACAGAGACUUGAAGCCAGCUAACAUCAUGUUGCAUUAUACGGGCGACAGACCAGUCAUUAAAGUGACUGACUUUGGCUUAGCCAAAGUUGCCGAAGACAAGGCAGACUUGGCCAAAACCUACAUGAUGUCGACCSUUGGAGGAACACCAGCAUUCAUGGCCCCAGAAUUCUUUCUGAGGGAGAAAUACACWUCCUCUGUAGAUGUGUUUGCCCUUGGUUUGGUGUACUUAGGUAUGCUUAACUAUGAUGAGUUUGGCGACAUUUUACCUUUAUUUGGGUCUGACUUUCUGUUGAUGCCAUUAGGAAUGGUGAUAGCGCAGGCGCUGAAAACAGGAUCUUCUCCACCAAAACUUGUUGAGAUAAAACCGAGCGAGAGUAAAGACACGAAAGAAGUAAAAGAAGUUAUCGGGAAAAUGGUGAUGGCUAAGAAAGAAGAUCGUAUGAAAAUUCAAGAAGUUAGCACCACAUUUAAAAAUAUUUUCGAUAAACUUAAGGACCGCCUCCCUGCCCCACCCCCUCCCCCUUCUCAUACCGAGAUCACAGGAGCAGAAGCUGCAGGAGAAGAUAUACCUAAUAAUGAACUUAGUGACGACUCGGAAGAGGGGGACAUUGGCUACCACCUUUUGAGGCAGGCUGCUGGUCAAUUAUUAGAGGAAAAGGGAAGGCCAGGAGAAGAAGACAAUGCUCAAAAAGACUUGUUGGGAGCUGGGAGGAUGCCACUCUUGGAAAUGCUGUUACUACAGGCACUAGGAGAAGGAGACGACGACGAAACCUUACCUGGAGGACUCAAGAAAGGAGAUAAAGUUCGCGUUGUUGAGGGUGAUGUUGAGAGGGCAAAAAAGCUUCAAGAAAAUUAUGGUGGUUGGAGCGAAGCAAUGGAACAGUAUCUUGGUAAAGAAGGUGAAGUUCAAGGGAAGGUUCUUCAUGUCAUCAAAGUCAAGUUCCCGGAUGGAGUUUCGUGGUCCUAUAACCCUUCCUUACUCGAGAAAGUAAACUCUGACGGCUCUAGCACUCCUAUUGUAAAUUCAAGGAAGUCAAGACGGGAAGAGGUCGUUCGAGGGCUGUUCCAUAGAUUUGAUGUGGUCCAAAUACCGAAGGAACAGAGUGUGAUGGAAUUAUUGCAAGAUGGACACGGUGGAUGGAAGGAUAGAAUGAAACUCUGCCUAGGGAUCAAGGGAUUGGUGAACAGAGUGGACAAAGAUGGAGACGUGUUUGUGGAGUGUAUUAACGGUGAUAAUUGGACUUUUAACCCCGAAUUGCUGAUCAAGGUGGAGCCCGAUCCCAGUGCCAAGAAAGAAGCUGGGGAUUUUGUGUUAGUAAUGGACGAUGUGAAGACUGUGAAACAGCUUCAAGUCAAUCAUGGUGGAUGGGUGAAAGGCAUGGAAAAGUGCUGUGGCCAUACUGGGAUCAUCAAGGCUGUUCUACCGAAUGCUCGUUUGAGGAUUGAAGUGGCUCAUGACACAUGGAUCUUUAAUGAAAAUGCUAUUACACUAGUAGCCAAGGGAGAGGAACUGCUGGAAGCCAUUUUGAGAAGAAAAUUAAAACUUUGAACAUGUUAAAAAAUUUUUAACGUCUUCAGAACUGAAGAGGUGAUGAGCUAGGUUAUAGAUUAAUCAUGCUCAUGAACAAUACUGACACACUAUUGCAUUUCUUCGUCCGUGGAGGAUUUCUCAGCUGGUUUCGAGUCAAGAGAAUAUUCUGUUGUUCGAGUAUAAUUGGUUAUCUAGAAAUCUGAGGCCAGACUGAGCAAGAGAACAUUUGACCUUUGAGUAAGAAAUGUGAUUUUUCGUAUUUUAGCCAGAAAUCAUAAAAAAAUCUGAGCCACGAAUGGUUUAGAGCAUUCAGAACCUUGUUACUAGUUCCAGUGGGUGUAAAAGACUAAUACGGAAUCCGUUCUAAUGAGACGAAAAUAAAUUGAUGAAAUAUUCUU